Penicillium soppii is the source of this 1623-nucleotide messenger RNA. RefSeq lists its product as uncharacterized. Gene Ontology annotation, biological process: basic amino acid transport; transmembrane transport. The transcript has 6 exons. Bases 1 to 1623 code for a protein of 540 amino acids. NCBI's taxonomy places the organism in Eukaryota, Fungi, Ascomycota, Eurotiomycetes, Eurotiales, Aspergillaceae. The record is from RefSeq and is a predicted model, not a curated record. Gene Ontology annotation, cellular component: fungal-type vacuole membrane. Gene Ontology annotation, molecular function: basic amino acid transmembrane transporter activity.
AUGGCCGUCAAUAUUGAUGGGCAAGCAACUUCAUCGUCAGAGGGCGUAGCCGAGUUUCCGUCAAUCAAUGAGAAUGGCGCACGCGACGAGGAAAGUCCCUUGCUUCCGCAAUCGGAUACAGACUCGAAGGUGAAGCCUUUGACUGGUGUCGCAACGAUUAUUGCAGUGCUGCUAGUUGGUGAAUUCAUAUCCAAUGCCGAUGCGACACUCGUCAUGGCGGCCGCAGGCCGGAUCGCCUCUGAGUUCAAUCGUUUGCGCGACGCGAGUUGGUUGUCCACCGGAUACACGCUGGGUUUAUGCGCGGCACAGCCGAUGUAUGGUAAACUGAGUGAUAUCUACGGUCGCAAACCGCUUCUGUUGCUCUCUUAUUUCCUCUUCGCCUUCGGGUGUAUCAUGAGCGGCAUCGGAACGAAUAUGUGGCUGGUUAUUCUUGGUCGCGCGAUCAGUGGAAUGGGCGGUGCGGGAAUCAUGACGAUCAGUUCGAUUAUUAUCACGGAUAUUGUGCCCAAGCGUGAAAUUGCAACAUGGCGGGCAUAUGUGAAUAUUGCCAUGACACUCGGUCGAAGUCUCGGAGGUCCACUCGGUGGAUGGUUGAGUGAUACGAUCGGAUGGAGAUGGUUGUUCAUCCUUCAAGCUCCAUUCCUUGCUCUCGCUGCAGUACUGGUAAUCACCAAACUCGGUGUCGGAGAGAAGAUCGAUACCUCCAAGGACAGCAAAUUCGCCAAAGUCGACUUCCUCGGAACAGGUCUUCUUGGAUCAUCUAUUGUGGCCAUGACCCUUCUCCUCGACCAAGGCGGCAAAUCCUUCCCUUGGAGAUCAUGGUGGACAGCACUUUUAGGAGGCGGUGGAGUCACCCUCUUAGUGAUGUUCGUUCUCGUUGAAGCCUAUGUCGCACGCGAACCUAUCUUCAAUCUCCGCAUCCUCCGUCGUACCAACGUCUCAGCCGCAUACAUAAUCGGUGCACUCCAAAUCACCGCCCAGCUAGGAAUGAUGUUCUCCGUCCCGCUCUAUUUUCAAGUAACACAGCGCGCGUCAACGACAGCCGCAGGUGGUCAUCUCGUUCCCGCUGUCGUGGGAAAUACCCUCGGUGGACUGAUGGCAGGAAUAUUCAUCCGCCGAACUGGACACUUCAAAGUCCUGCUUGUGAUAGCAGGUCUGGUCGCAUCCAUCUCCUAUAGUUUACUCUACCUCCGCUGGGAUGGACAUACCGGAUUUUGGGAGUCACUAUUUAUCCUGCCAGGUGGACUGGGAACAGGCAUUGCAUCGGCUUCAGCAUUCGUUGCAAUGACCGCGAUGAUUCCACCUGAGGAAGUGGCAAUGGCAACAGCAGGAUUCAUGCUUCUCGUUGGAUUUUCUAUGACGGCUGGAGUAACAACAUCGAACUCUGUUCUUGGCAUGGAGUUCCAAAGACAACUGAAGAAAAGUCUCCACGGACCCGAUGCUAAAAUCGUCAUUCGGCGGGCUAUGGCUGAUACGGGGUACAUUGCUCAGCUGACUGGCAAGGUGAGAGAGAUUGUGGUUGAAUGUUAUGUCUCCGGCUUGAAGCAUACUUAUCUGGUGUCUCUCGCUUGUUCCCUUUUAGCAUCCUUUACAGGGCUGUUCGUAGCGCAUCACGAGAUAUAG